This is a messenger RNA of Entamoeba dispar SAW760, 624 nucleotides long. RefSeq lists its product as uncharacterized. The transcript has a single exon. The record is from RefSeq and is a predicted model, not a curated record. Lineage: Eukaryota; Evosea; Mastigamoebida; Endamoebidae. The coding region runs from base 1 to 624 and encodes 207 amino acids.
AUGAAUGAACCAGUGUUAAUUAGUAUUGAAAUACCAGAUAAUAUACAAAUAAUCAAUGGAAAGAAUAUUUUCAAGAAAGAUAUUAAUGAAUUUAUUAUUCCAUCUUCAAUUACUAAAUUAGAUGAUUGGUGUUUUAGUAAUUGUUCAUCAUUAAAAUCAAUUAAUAUACCAUCUUCAAUUAAUGAAUUAGGAGAUUGGUGUUUUUAUAAUUGUUAUGAAUUAAUAUCAAUUAAUAUACCAUCUUCAAUUAAUGAAUUAGGAAAUAAAUGUUUUUGUAGAUGUUCAUCAUUAACAUCAAUUAAUAUACCAUCAUCAAUUAAUGAAUUAGGAAAUUAUUGUUUUUAUGAAUGUUCAUCAUUAAUAUCAAUUAAUAUACCAUCACCAAUUAUUAAAAUAGGAGAUGAAUGUUUUUAUGGAUGUACAUCACUAACAUCAAUUAAUAUACCAUCUUCAAUUAAUAAAUUAGGAAAUGAAUGUUUUAAAUAUUGUACAUCAUUAACAUUAAUUAAUAUUCCAUCAUCAAUUACUUUAUUUGGACGUGGAUGUUUUUAUAAAUGUGGAUGUGAAGAAAUAUUAAAGAUGAAUAAAAGAAUACCAAGAGAAUGCUUUGAUAGAGGGUGGUAA